AGCACACCGAUGUGUCGUACUUAAACUUAAGAGAUGAUAACAGCAGUGGUUCGUAUAUGUACAUUGAGCCAUUGGAACUCCAUGAUGAGGUUCUCAGGUGCAAUCCUGAAGCAUUUGAAUACAGUACCACAGGUCCUGUCAAGGAGCAGAUCUCUGGUCGUGCGGUGGGUGAGAAGAAGCUCCGUGAGUCAAGUCUUCCUGGCAUAAAUCAAACUAAAGAAGACUACAAUGCAACCCCUAAUCGUCAACAUGACCAUUUUUCUUCAAAUGACAUUUCAACGUUAUCUUCCAAAAAAUCAAAAGUAAGGAAGAAAGGAGGCGAUGGAAUUUCCGUAGGGCCCAGUUCUGCCGAGCUUCAAGAUGCAACCAUUGGAAGGUUUCGUGAGUUUUUGGAAGACUUAUGCAACAAAGCUGAAGUUCAGACUGAUGAUCGAGAUGAAGCAGAAUGGCUGCCAUUGUCACUUUCAGAUCUUAGAUUGCUUGUUAAUGAAAUAAUGUCUAUACAUGAGAAGAAACUUCUGCAUAUUGUUCCUGUUGAAGUCCUUGUGAGGAUACUGAAUGUUCUAGAUCAUCAAAUACAUAGGGCAGAAGGCCUGUCAAUUGAGGAUUGUGAUAAUUCAGACUCGGAACUAAUUUCAUCUAUUUUGAUCGCAUUGGAGUCCAUUCAUGCUGCACUAGCUGUGAUGGCUCACACUGAGAUGCCGAAGCAAAUUUAUAAAGAAGAGAUCAUUGAGAGAAUUUUGGAGUUUUCCAGGCGUCAAAUAAUGGAUGUUAUGUGUGCAAGUGAUCCAUCGUAUCGUGCGUUACACAGACCUAGUGAAAACACUGCAUGUGAAGUUGAUGAUUAUUACGAAGAAAAUGAUGCAGAAUUUGGUUCGGCAAGCAAGAAACGUCGUACCAGCAAGAGUACAAAGAUGAGGAAAUCAACAUCAAACAGGGUUUCUUCUGCUGUGAAUACUAUCCUUCAGAAAUUAUGCACUGUUCUUGGAUUGCUGAAGGAUUUGUUGUUAAUUGAGAGGUUAUCAGAUAGUUGCAUUCUUCAACUUGUAAAAACAAGCAUUACAACAUUCCUGGUUGAGAAUAUCCAGCUUUUGCAGCUGAAGGCAAUUGGUUUACUUAGCGCGAUAUUCUAUUUAUACACACAACAUCGCACAUAUGUGAUAGAUGAAGUGCUUCAGCUUCUUUGGAAAUUACCAUAUUCAAAACGAGCUAUAAGAGCCUACCACAUACGCGAGGAAGAGCAAAGACAGAUCCAGAUGGUUACCGCUUUGCUGAUUCAGCUAAUUCACUGUAGUGCUAACCUUCCCGAUGCUUUAAGACAAGCAUCAAGUGGUAAUGCUGUGUUGGAAGUCUCGGUUGACCCUAAUGAUCCAAUUAAAGGCCAUGAAGCCACAACAGAAGCUUGCUGUCUAUUCUGGAGCCGUGUACUUCAGCGGUUUGCAAGUGUGAAGACCCAGGAUGCUUCAGAGCUGAAAUCCAUAAUGGAGAAUCUUGUUACUGAUUUACUCACAACUUUAAAUUUGCCCGAGUAUCCUGCUUCAGCUCCCAUUUUGGAGGUUCUCUGUGUCCUACUACUUCAGAAUGCUGGGCCGAAAUCUAAGGAUGUCUCUGCACGUUCCAUGGCUAUUGAUAUUCUUGGUACAAUUGCCGCAAGGUUGAAGCGUGAUGCUUUGGUUUGUAGCCAGGAGAAGUUCUGGAUACUUCAGGAUUUACAUGGUCAGGAUAGUGCUAAUCAGCAAUAUCCAGAAGAUUCUUGUUGUGUCUGUAUGGAUGGCAGUACCGACAAUUUAUUGAUAUGCCAUGGCUGCCAGAGACCCUUCCACAGUGACUGCCUGGGUAUUAAAGAACAUGAAGUUUCCAACCGGAACUGGUACUGUCAGACAUGCAUUUGUCAUAAGCAACUGCUUGUAUUACAGUCAUAUUGCAAUUCCCGGUGUAAGGAUGACGUGACAAAGAAACGUAAUGCGUCAAAAGAUUCUGAAAUUUCAAAGCAUGAAAUUGUUCAACAGUUGCUUUUGAAUUACCUUCAAGAUGUCACUUCUGCUGAUGAUAUCCAUCUGUUCGUUUGCUGGUUUUAUCUCUGCCUGUGGUACAAAGAUGAUCCUAAUUGUCAGCGAAAGCCUAUAUACCACCUUGCUAGAAUGAAAUCAAGAAUCAUUGUACGGGACUCUAGUACCAUCUCAUCCACGUUGACGAGGGAUUCAAUUAAGAAGAUUACUUUAGUUUUGGGUCAAAACAGUUCAUUUUGUCGAGGGUUUGAUAAGAUUCUUCACGUGCUUCUGGCAAGCCUGAGGGAGAACUCUCCAGUUAUCAGGGCUAAGGCUUUACGAGCUGUUAGUAUCAUUGUAGAGGCUGAUCCAGAGGUAUUGGGUGAUAAACGAGUACAGUCAGCUGUUGAAGGAAGGUUUUGUGACUCUGCAAUUUCUGUUAGAGAAGCAGCAUUGGAACUUGUCGGCAGGCACAUUGCUUCACAUCCAGAUGUGGGUUUUAAGUAUUUUGAAAAGAUCGCUGAGAGAAUCAAAGAUACUGGAGUUAGUGUUCGAAAACGAGCAAUAAAACUUAUUCGAGACAUGUGCAGUUCAAAUGUCAACUUCUCUGGCUAUACUAGGGCUUGCACAGAAAUAAUUUCGCGCAUUAGUGAUGAUGAGUCAAGUAUCCAGGACCUUGUUUGCAAAACGUUUCAUGAGUUCUGGUUUGAGGAGCCUUAUGGUUCACAAACUCAGGUCUUUGGAGAUGGUAGUACUGUUCCACUCGAGGUGGCUAAGAAAACAGAGCAAAUUGUUGAAAUGCUCAGGAGAAUGCCCAACAAUCAACUUCUUGUAACUGUAAUAAAGCGCAACUUAUCACUUGAUUUUUUGCCCCAAGCUGCAAAAGCUGUUGGUGUCAACCCUGUGUCCCUUGCUACAGUGCGUAAGCGCUGUGAGUUAAUGUGCAAAUGCUUGCUGGAGAAGAUAUUGCAGGUUGAGGAAAUUAAUAGCAAUGAAGUGGAGGUGCAUGCUCUACCAUAUGUGCUGGCCUUGCAUGCAUUUUGUCUUGUGGACCCAACUCUCUGUGCACCUGCUUCAAACCCAUCCCAGUUUGUUGUUACUUUGCAGCCAUAUCUUAAAACGCAGGUUGACAAUCGCAUGGUUGCACAGCUAGUUGAGAGUAUAAUCUUUGUAAUUGAUGCUGUGUUGCCUUUACUUCGGAAGUUACCUCCAAAUAUUGUUGACGAGCUAGAGCAAGAUUUGAAACAUAUGAUUGUCCGGCAUUCUUUCUUGACAGUAGUCCAUGCUUGUAUCAAGUGCCUCUGCUCUGUAAGCAACAUAGGCAGUAAAGGGGCUGCUGUGGUGGAGCAUCUUAUUCAGGUCUUCUACAAAUGUUUGGACAAUAAGCAGCAAGUUGGGCGAUCACUCUUUUGUCUUGGAUCACUCAUUCGAUAUGGCAAUUCUUUGUUGGUAAGCUCCAGCAAUAAAGUUAUUGAUGUCAGAAGGAGUCUUACCUUGUGUAUAAAGUUUCUCUCUGAGGAGGAUUUUGUUGUUAAGGCUAGAUCAUUGCAGGCACUAGGGUUUAUUUUAAUUGCCAGGCCUGAAUACAUGUUGGAAAAGGAUAUUGGAAAGAUACUGGAGGGAACAUUAUCUUCAAAUGCUGACACUCGUCUUAAGAUUCAAGCAUUGCAAAACAUGUUGGAGUAUCUCCUUGAUGCUGAAAGCAAAAUGGGAACAGAUAAACCUGAUGAUAACAUAACUGGUUACACAGUUGGAGCUGUGCAGAGUGUACCCGUUGCUGCUGGAGCUGGGGACACAAACAUAUGCGGGGGUAUAAUUCAGUUAUAUUGGGAUAAUAUUUUAGGCAGAUGUUUGGAUUCCAAUGAACAAGUCCGCCAAUCAGCUCUGAAGAUAGUUGAAGUUGUGUUGCGCCAAGGUCUUGUUCACCCAAUCACUUGUGUUCCAUACCUAAUAGCACUUGAAACUGAUCCUCUGGAGUCAAAUGCAAAGCUGGCUCAUCAUCUCCUAAUGAAUAUGAAUGAGAAGUACCCUGCAUUUUUUGAAAGUCGUUUGGGUGAUGGACUUCAAAUGUCAUUUAUUUUCAUGCAAUCAAUUAGCACUGCUUCUGAAAAUGGCAAUCAGAAAAUCCCAUCUAAAAUCCCUGUAUCUGGAAAAGGGAAAACCGAAUCUGUCUCACUAGCUCAAGCAAGACUUGGUGUUUCUAGAAUAUACAAGCUCAUCCGGGGGAACAGGAAUUCAAGGAAUAAAUUUAUGUCAUCAAUUGUGCGAAAAUUUGACAAUCCAAAGUGGAGCCAUUCAGUAAUAGCUUUCUUAUCAUACUGCACAGAGGUCCUUGGAUUGCUGCCUUUCAUUUCCCCUGAUGAGCCCCUUUAUCUAAUAUAUGCCAUCAAUCGAAUAGUUCAAAUUAGGGCUGGGCCACUAGAAGCGAAUUUUAAAGCCUGGAGUUCAAGGUUAUCAAGAAAUGAGAAUCAAAGUACACCGAAUGGGAAUGGAAUGUAUCAACAGGAGACAGACAAGUCCACUAUUAUAACCCAAGGAACAUCAAUGGAUUUGAAUGGAACAUUUCAGCAAAAUCUAGAUGCUCAUCCAGAUUUGAAUGACAUGAGAUCAGUGGAUUUAAAUGGAACAUUCUACCAACAGCCAGAUGAUACUUUAUCGAAUAAUGGCAGCUCCGAACCAAAGCUGCAUGCUGUGGGUUCUGAUUAUUUUGCCUUCUCAAAAGAUGAUCUGGAGAGAGUUCAGGCAGACUGCUUAUCAGCAAUUGCACUGCAAUUUCUCCUAAAAUUGAAGAGACAUCUGAAAAUCAUGUAUAGUCUCAAUGAUGCUAGAUGUCAGGCAUAUUCACCAACUGAACAGCCAAAACCUGGAGAAGUUAUCUCCAGACAGAAUAUCCCAUUUAAUAUUAGUGAAACUCAGUUCAGCGUGCCUUCAAAUCCACAAGAAUUAAUACAGAGAUACCAGGAAUUUAAGUAUGCAUUGAGGGAAGAUACGGUGGAUUAUUCACUGUACACUGCAAAUAUAAAACGGAAGCGACCUACACCCAGAAAAGUUCGGAGAUCUGGACCCAUGGCUAGUGGGGACUUGGAGGAUGAUGAUGAUGAUGAUGAUUGGGGUGGUGGAAUGCGCAAGAUCACAAGUAGUGGUGGCCGUAGAGCUAACCUUAGAAGCAGCAGUAGGCAAUAUUGAUAGAUGUAAGUACAUGAUAGAUAGGCUAACUUGUACAUUGAAUAGGAAGGGAGAAAAGAAAAAUAGAGUAGGAUGAGUGUCAACAGAAUAGAGUUGAGGAAACAGAGUAGGAAAGCUGGGCCUGGAGUACUCCUCGCCUUUUUACAAGACUCUCAUUUUUUGUCUGUUUCCUUUAUAUUUGCUUCAUAUUAUAGUAUAGUGGCUGCAUUCUUUUAUUGGUAAAAAUUCAACUUGGUCGUUCACCCUUUCCUUGUGAUUUUGUUCUGCUGUUAGUAAGUUGGAAGAUUCGAGUCAAACUUGCAGUUGAUUUUCCAGACAAGUAACAAUUUGAUCAUCAGUUACUAAAACCAAGAAAGAAAACAAAGAUGCUUCAGUACAA
Arachis ipaensis is the source of this 5553-nucleotide messenger RNA. RefSeq names its product PHD finger family protein. The record is from RefSeq and is a predicted model, not a curated record. Gene Ontology annotation, biological process: establishment of protein localization to chromatin; establishment of mitotic sister chromatid cohesion; replication-born double-strand break repair via sister chromatid exchange. NCBI's taxonomy places the organism in Eukaryota, Viridiplantae, Streptophyta, Magnoliopsida, Fabales, Fabaceae. Gene Ontology annotation, molecular function: cohesin loader activity; chromatin binding. Gene Ontology annotation, cellular component: Scc2-Scc4 cohesin loading complex.